Messenger RNA from Microdochium trichocladiopsis, 1788 nucleotides. RefSeq lists its product as uncharacterized. The transcript is spliced from 4 exons. Gene Ontology annotation, molecular function: RNA polymerase II cis-regulatory region sequence-specific DNA binding; protein dimerization activity; DNA-binding transcription factor activity, RNA polymerase II-specific. The record is from RefSeq and is a predicted model, not a curated record. NCBI's taxonomy places the organism in Eukaryota, Fungi, Ascomycota, Sordariomycetes, Xylariales, Microdochiaceae. Gene Ontology annotation, biological process: positive regulation of transcription by RNA polymerase II. The coding region runs from base 1 to 1788 and encodes 595 amino acids.
AUGGGUAGAAGGAAGAUCGAGAUCAAGGCAAUCAAGGAUGACAGAAAUCGCUCCGUCACAUUUCUUAAGCGCAAAGGCGGCUUGUUCAAGAAGGCGCACGAGCUCUCAGUUCUCUGCUCCGUAGAUGUUGCCGUCUUCAUCUUCGGGCAGAACAAGAAGCUGUAUGAGUACACCUCUGGCGAUAUGCGUGAGCUCAUGGUCAGAUAUAACUACCAUGGCGGCCCCAACGAGCACAAAGGCCCUUCUGACUACAAUGCUGGCGGCGACGAUGACGAGGACGAAGAGGGCCAGCCUCAGUUUCCUCAUCUGCGCGGCCACACACCGUCUGCCUCACCACCUGUCAACGGCAUAAAUUUCGUUCCGCGUGGCCACACUCCACAGCCGCAAAUGGGCUCCCGACCUUCAUCUAGAAACGACUACAGGCGUGGAUCGGGUAUGAGCCAGCCGCCGCAACAGCACCCGCCUCCGGCGAAUGGAUAUGCCUAUAUGCCACAGCCUGCCAUCUACAAUCCUCAACAUUCGGGCCUGCCACAACAACAGCCGCCGCCGCCGCCGCAGCAGCAGCAUCCUCAUCCCCAAUAUCCGUACAACCAACCAGCAAGUCAUCCUCAAAUGCAGCCUUAUAUGGACGACCAGCGACGCAGCUCACUGCCCCCUGCAUAUCCACCACACACCCAGGCUCCCUCGACACAACCGGCCCGGCCUCAUCCUUCGCCACCACAAUUGCAACAUCAGCAUUUGCCUCCGCAGGCGCUGCCGCAGAUGUCUCCGCCUCAACCACAGCACCAGCGACUGGACCCCCACAGCCAAGGACCGCCUGUAGACACGAGCAUCGAGCGUGCGCCACUAGCUCCCAUGGAUCCGCCAAAGCCCCAACCACAUAAGCGACCGAGCCAACCUUCUCUCGAUACUGAUGCGGCUAUUCGGAAGCACAAUCAACGGAAAACGCAUAGUAUCUUUACGCCCAUCAACGAGACUGGCUCUCUUCUGUCGCAACAUCUGGCAUCCUUCAUCCCUGAGGCGGCCCCAAUCAAGGAGGACCCUGGCAGCAGGUCUCAGUCGGUGGACGUGGGCGCUGUAGCUCGAAACCAUGGCACUGCUUCGCCACCGUCCUCAAGCCACUCAGGCCCGGCAGCCCAUGGUGGGCCAGGAGCACGCAACUCUGUCUCGGUGGUGCCAGAAACUACAUUUACGCCACCUUCCCGGUCCAACAGUAUGCAGUCAAAGACGGGAGGCGCAUCGCGGCCUCGCUUGAAGGUCACCAUUCCAGAUGAGCAAUCAGAGACGGGAAGCAACGCAGCCGAGACUGCGGGUGCCGAGACUGCCACUUCGCCUCGUACUGUGACAGAGACCGCUCCGAUUCCGCGCCGUACUGGAGCUGACAUGUCUGUCGUCCUCCCGCCGCCAUCGCCGUCAGCAUCAGCCCUAUUGUCCGCAGGCGCCACUGGCCCGCCAAAUCCCUUCGCACGCCCGCACCCAUCGCUUCAAAACAAUUCGAACAUGAGUAUUGACACACCCGGUUCCGCGUUACCCUCACGGGUAAUGGGCGACAAUUUCUUGCACAGCCCAAGUAAUUACUUGUCUGGCUGGGAAUUUCGAGGCAACGAUAGCAACACACUGCCCAGUCCUCUCACUUUUGCCACCCCGGUUGCUGGCUUUGGGCCCUCGUUCCUGCGUGACGAGCAUCCGCCCGGUGUCAACAAACGCAAGAGCCCCGACAUUAGCACAUCGGGGCCCUCGGACAGCCACGAGAGCAGUGACGCCAAGAGAGUACGAGUAGAUGGCUAG